CAGACAGAGCAUCCUCAGUCCAGCAGGGGACAGCUGGGGGUCUCCACUCGCCUUUAAGAGCCCUGCGAGUCCAAGGACGCCCACUUCUUCAAACCCACCGCGGUUGAUCCAGACGAGGAGAAAUACCAAACGGAGACGCGAGAGGAUUAAAAGACAAUUUUCUGCCCUAUUUUUUCGUAUUUCUUCUGAUUGGUGCCCCCUCGCCCGGCCGCCAGCAUGAUGUCCUAUUUGAAGCAGCCGCCGUACACGGUGAACGGUCUGAGCUUAUCUACCUCAGGAGUGGACCUGCUGCAUCCUUCAGUGGGAUACCAAGGUGCCCCUCGCAAACAGAGGAGAGAGAGGACGACCUUCACUCGGGCCCAGCUCGACGUUCUGGAGAACCUAUUCGGCAAGACUCGGUAUCCUGACAUCUUCAUGAGAGAGGAGGUGGCCUUAAAGAUCAACCUGCCCGAAUCCCGAGUGCAGGUAUGGUUCAAAAACCGACGCGCCAAGCAUCGGCAGCAGGCCCAACAAACCCAAAGUGGAGUGCAGAACAAGGCUGUCAGCAAGCCGGUGAAAAAGAAAGGCUCUCCGAUCCGAGAGGCCAGCUCAGAGAGCGGUGCCAGCGGCCAGUUCACGCCGCCCUCCAGUACCACACUCCCGGCUGUGAGCAGCAGCGCGGCGCCGGUGUCUAUCUGGAGCCCGGCCUCCAUCUCCCCUCUCUCCGACCCGCUGUCUACCUCCUCCUCCUCCUGCAUGCAGCGCUCGUAUCCCAUGACAUACACCCAGGCGUCGGGCUACAACCAGGGCUACACGGGCUCCUCGUCCUACUUCACCGGGAUGGACUGCGGCUCCUACCUUUCGCCUAUGCACCACCAGCUAUCCGCCGCGGGCUCCGCCAUGAGCCCCAUGGGCAGCAACGGGGUCUCCAGCCACCUGAGCCCCGCGUCUUCCCUCUCCUCGUCGGCGUACGGGACGGCGGGGCUGGGCUUCAGCGGCGCCGCGGACUGCCUGGACUAUAAGGACCAAACAGCCUCCUCAUGGAAGCUCAAUUUCAACGCGGACUGUUUGGAUUAUAAAGACCAAGCAGCGUGGAAAUUUCAAGUGUUGUGAGAGGAGAGAACUAAAGGGACAAUUUUGACUUAACUGCAGACUGAACAGGCAAAUUAAAAACCCAAGGCUGGGAGCAGCAAGUGCGGCGUUUUUCUACAUAUAACAGGCCCCAGCUUCUACCUCGGGCAGAGCAGAACAGGACUGCCAGCCGGUUGUCUCACUUGUUGGGUUAAUUUAUUGAACAUUCAGACUGACUUCUCCCCAACUUUGAUCAAGGACACGGAACAAAUGUGUUGACCAAAAGGAGAAAAAAAAGGGUCAAAAGAGUGAAAGAUCCAAGCCUAACUUGGUUGAGUUUGAGGAAUAGGUCAGGUUUUCUUCUAAGCUCCUUAAAGACUCCCCUCUCUUGUCUUUUUUUAAUUGUGUUGGCACGCUGAAGGGCCCCUUUGAUCAAAGCGUUGUGGAUGAGCGUGUGUGUGUGUGUGUGUGUGUGUGUGUGUGAGUGUGUGUGUGUGUGUGUGUGUGUGUGUGUGUGUGUGUGUGUGUGUGUGUGUGUGUGUGUGUGUGUGUGUGUGUGUGUGUUUGAGAGAGAGAGCAGCUCUGACAUGAACCUGGAUGCACUAUUAAUUUAUGACAAAUAUGUUUAAGACUAGUUAUAAGAGACAAUCAGUCCGUUUGCGUGUGCUCAUAAAUGUCCCUUAUGUGUUUUUGAAUUAUUUCCCCCCUGUGUUAGAUUUCUUUUUUAAAUUGUGAUUCUUUGUACCACCUGUAUGCAAUUUUUCUUUGCGCCUUACGUGCGCCACAAACCCAGCUGUGAAUUUGAUAGAUUUAUUUUCAUGUCUCCAGUGUUAAUGGUAAAUUAUUAUAAGGACAUAUUAGUUGAAUGAAAUAGGGAUUGAAAUCAAGCCAGCAGCGAGCAAGGUCCAUUUGAGCUGUAAAGUGCGGUGAGAAGGCCACAAACACACUAAAUAACAAUAAAGUUCACUUGACCUGACCCAA
This is a messenger RNA of Dicentrarchus labrax (European seabass), 2031 nucleotides long. RefSeq names its product homeobox protein OTX2-like. The record is from RefSeq and is a predicted model, not a curated record. The transcript is spliced from 4 exons. Gene Ontology annotation, cellular component: nucleus. Bases 217 to 1092 code for a protein of 291 amino acids. Gene Ontology annotation, biological process: regulation of transcription by RNA polymerase II; multicellular organism development. Gene Ontology annotation, molecular function: DNA-binding transcription factor activity, RNA polymerase II-specific; RNA polymerase II cis-regulatory region sequence-specific DNA binding. NCBI's taxonomy places the organism in Eukaryota, Metazoa, Chordata, Actinopteri, Moronidae.